Molecule: messenger RNA, 3743 nt
Organism: Myxocyprinus asiaticus (Chinese sucker)
Lineage: Eukaryota; Metazoa; Chordata; Actinopteri; Cypriniformes; Catostomidae
Gene: gp1bb
Product: glycoprotein Ib platelet subunit beta
Exons: 2
Coding region: 1742-2380 (212 amino acids)
Source: RefSeq, a predicted model, not a curated record
ACUUUUCAGAAUAGUUUGUUCUCUGUAUUUGUUCAUGAAUUCGUUUGAUCUCACAUUGCUCGUCUGUUUAUAACAGGAUCUAAAGGUUAUUAUAAACUGAUAUUUGCACAGUAAAAAAAAAAUAGAUAAACAAAAUUAAUUGGGAAAUUGUUGCAUUUUAUUUAACAGCACAAUACAUGUAAUUUUACACUAAAAUACUGUAAAAGUAAAUAAAUAAUAAAACAAAAUCUGAUUUACCAUACACAGUACUUAAGGGUGAAAAAUGACAUUAUGUUUAACAAGGCAAUACAUGUACUUUUACUGUAAGCUUAAAAUAAUGGUUAAAAAUUAUAGUUUGUCAUUUCCAGAAAUCCCUCCAUGACUAAUCACAUUUAAUUAGAUUUUAUAGAUUAUAUUUUGUCUAAAUAUAAAACCGUGAACCUGUCAAAAUAUACAGGCACCAAAAUUACAUCCUGUAAUAACAGUAACAUUGUCACUGUACUUUUUACUGUGAAUUUCUGGCAACCACAGGUGCCAGUUUUUACCGUAAUUUGAACAGCAUUUGUCUUACAGUUUUGUUUUAAGGAUGUUCAGAUAUUUUUAUUGGAAAACAAGACACAAAUACUAAUUAAGGAAAUAUUUUUUGCAAUGUGAAUUAAUAAAAAGAUGUUUUAGAUUAAAAUGAAAUACAGACUGUAAACAUUAGCACAUUCAUUUUCGCUGUUCCACUGGAUAUUUAAAGCAUUUACACACACACAGAAAACACUUUGAGUUCUGAACCGAAUAGACAUUGAUGUUUCGAGCUAUCUGGAAUUUCAGCAGCAAAAAAGGAAAGCAAAUUUAUCUGGGAAGACCAAGAUAAAAAUGACAGAGAGUUUCACACACAGAGAAAGACUUUUCUCCUGGUCUCCAUAAGGGGAAAUAUGAGAGACACCACAAUUGCAUAUUGUAUUUAAAUUUUAUUUUUUUCUAGGUGAAAUUUUUUUUUUAAAAAUAAUAAUAAUAAUAAAACUAUUAAUUAAUUUAAAUGAUAUAUGAUUGAUUAAUGAAAACUUACAAAAACGUAUGAAAAUUGCCAUGUUUUUUUGUGCAUGUGCCACAGUAUAACCAUGGCAUUCUUUGACAUUCCUUUAAGUUUAUAUACCAUUGGUACAUAUAUAUGAUAAUCAUUCAAUACCAUGGCAAAACAAUCUCAUGCCAACACUGUACCAUGGUACAGCCACAGCAGUGUUUUGAAAAGGAUGUUAUAUUUUCCACUACAUUUGACAGAAUACACAUGCAACAUCAUGCCUAUCCCCGUCUACGCUUAAAUGUAUUGUAAAAACUCACAGCUCAACUCACAAUAAUUAAAACACACGUUCAUUUACCAAAGUGGUGCAGUGUAAAUGACCUUUUCAACUGCUCUGAAUUUUUCUGAAGUAAAUCUGAUGAUUAAAUGGAAGGAAACAAAGGUGUUGUUUUAAUUAUUUUUUACAGUGCACUCUUAAAAAAUAAAACGGCUUUAUGACCUGAUGCCAUGGAAGAACCUUUAUAACUUUUUGUUUCUUUAGAAAACCGUCUUUGUAUUAGUGCUUUGGUCAACAUGAAAUCAAAAUUGAUGUUUACUUUGUUAAAACAUGAUCCUGUUCAUAUUGUUACCCAUGUUAAUAACAGCAGAUAUGAUCAUGCCAGCCAUAAAAGCAUUUAUAUUUUAAAAGUAUAGACCGAAAUAAUGUCUCAUUUGUCUCUCAUAAAUUUCUCUCUCUGUAGUGUGUGAGCGGAUAUGAGGUGUGUUCUGCUUGUGUUGAAGGUUCUCCUGUCUGUGCUGUGCAGUGAGAUGUUUGUGGUUCAGGCUGUUUGUCCUCAGGUGUGUUCCUGCAGAGGUACUGUGGUAGACUGCAGUAAACGCGGCCUCACCACGGCAACCCUGCCCUCCUCUUUCCCUCCACACACCACUGAACUCCAUCUGAAUGAUAAUCACCUGACUUCACUGCCCAAUGCUCUGCUGGACUCACUGUCUGCCCUGCGCCAGGUGGUUCUCCAUGGAAACCCGUGGUCGUGUGACUGCGGUGUCCUCUACCUGAGAGGAUGGCUUCUGAAACAGAGAAACAAUGAUUUGAUACGGAAUGUGAGCUGUAGUUCUCCUGCACACCUGCGGGGGCGUCUGGUGGUGUUUCUGGUGGAGAAGGAGGUUUUGGAAUCAUGUCAUUAUUGGCUGUGUAAUUUAGCUCUGGCCUCUCAGAUCAGCCUUUUCAUCUUCAUCACUGUUCAAGUGCUCCUCCUUGCCACUGUCAUCCUCUUCCUCCGACGGUUUGACCGGCUCACUCGAGAGGCUCGCCGCACGGCUGCAGAGACAUUCACAGCAGAAGAUGAUGCUACUCAGAGCAAUGAAUAUGUCAUGUUAAAACACAGGGACAUGUAGGACAAACAAAUUUGCUCAUUUAAAGAUUAAAAUAGUUUGCACUAUUUAUAUUAAAUUAUCAUUUAAAGUGUUUAUUUUGGCCACUUAUUCCUUUUUGUCAUUAUGCAUCAAAAGUAGACCCAAUUAUUGAAAUAUAAACAAAUCUUGUUUUUUUCUCUUGAGCCAUUUGCCUAUAGAAUUGUAAUAUUUACUGUAAAUUGUACUAAUCAUGGAAAAUGAUUCUUUAUAGUUGUACUUUGUGAAAAAAAAACUUUAUUGUAAACUAUACAUCGAUCCCUUUGUCAUGAUGAACUCGUUGUUUAUCAAGGUAGAGUAGACCAUAUAAAACACCAAUUAACAUGAACUUAUUAUAUAUUUUAAUGAUGCAAAUUUUAAUAUGUGUUUAAAACUUUUUGUAUUACUGUCUGUCUUGACCAGGACUCUCUGUUAAAAUAAAUGUUAAUUAUUAAAGGAUUAACCUGGUUUAAAAUUAUUUAAAUGAAUACAUAAAUACAAAUUGUAACUUUCCAAAUUACUGAUAUUAGACUACCACUCAAAUAAAAAUUAAGUGAGGGAUAAAACUCACUCAAAUGGGAGCUUUUAAACAGUAUUUGAUCAUUUGUUAGGCAGACAAGCAGUCUUUCUUUCUUCUGCAGAACACAAACAAAUAUUUUUGAAGAAUAUUUCGGCUCUGUAGAUCCUCACAAUGCAAGUGAAUGGUGACCAAAAUUUUGAUGCUCCAAAAAAGCACAUAAACAGAUCAAUAUUAAAGUCAUUUAUAAAGUCAUUUUUUACCUUAAAUCUCCACUUUCACUUUCACAAUCUUCUUUUUUGUUUUUGGCCUUUCACAUUUUUCGUGCAUAUCACCACCUACUGGGCAGGGGGGAGAAUUUAAAGUAUAAAAGGUCUUAAAUGUUGAUCUGUUUCUCACCCACGCCUAUCAUAUCGCUUCAGGAGACAUGGAUUAAACCACUGGAGUCUUAUGGAUUACUUUUAUGCUGCCUUUAUGUGCUUUUUGGAUCUUCAAAGUUCUGGCCACCUUUCAGGUAUAUUGUAUGGACCUACAGAGCUGAAAUAUUCCUCUAAAAAUCUUCGUUUGUCUUUCUGCAGAAGAAAGUUACACAUCUGAGAUGGCAUGAGGGUGAAUAAAUAAUGAGAGAAUUUACAUUUUUGGGUGAACUGUCCCUUUAAUUAUGUGGCCUAUUUUAUUUGAAUUAUUUAGGCUUUUAUUAUCUAUUUGGAAAUAAUUUUACUACACAACAUCACUACAAGAUCCGCACGUGAGUUCAGAAAAUUAUUCUGUACGAGACAGUUAUGGGGAAAAUGUGAAAACUUUUUUUGAAAUAAAAUAUUAAAUAAUAAUAUGUAUUUUUGAUGAACUUGA